This is a messenger RNA of Zingiber officinale, 4841 nucleotides long. RefSeq lists its product as uncharacterized. Bases 135 to 3341 code for a protein of 1068 amino acids. The transcript has 7 exons. Lineage: Eukaryota; Viridiplantae; Streptophyta; Magnoliopsida; Zingiberales; Zingiberaceae. Gene Ontology annotation, biological process: protein transport. The record is from RefSeq and is a predicted model, not a curated record.
UCGAUUUAUCUCUGUCUCCCAUCGGAAACGAGACAGAGGAGGCUGCUCGACUACGCCAAACACAUUGAGAAUCCUUCAAUCCGGUGGAUAUUUUUGAUCUCAGCUACCUGGGCAUUCAUUCCGGCAGCGGAAAGAUGAAGAGCCGCCGGUCCAGAAUUUCGGGGAUGUUUUCCAAUAGCUUCGACCCGCAGAAAUGCAAGACGUCUCUCAAGCUGGUGGCAUCUCGGAUAAAGCUGCUAAGGAACAAGAAGGAGUUGUUGCUGAAACAGAUGCGACAGGAUUUGGCUCAAAUCUUGGAGACUGGGCAGGAACAAACCGCUCGGUUACGGGUUGAACAUGUUAUUAGGGAACAAAAGACUUUGUCAGCGUAUGAGCUCAUUGAGAUAUACUGCGAGAUCAUUGUUUCACGGUUGCCCAUAAUCGAGGCACAGAAGAGCUGCCCCAUAGACGUGAAGGAAGCAGUAACUAGUGUAAUAUUUGCAUCCCCGAGAUGUGUAGAUAUUCCAGAACUUAAGGAUAUUAACAAACAUUUUACGGCAAAGUAUGGUAAAGAUUUUGUUAAGGCUGCUCUUGAAAUUCGACCAGACUGUGGAGUUAGCCGUGUGAUGGUCGAGAAACUAUCAGCAAAUGCACCUGAUAUUCAGACAAAGGUUAAAGUCCUGAAUGAAGUUGCUAAGGAACAUGGCAUUAAAUGGGAAUCAAAAACAUUUGAAGAGGAAGUUCAGAAACCUAAGGAUGACCUGCUGAGUGGACCAUCCUCUUUCAGUAGCGUGGAAAGAGUGGAAAUUAAAUCCUCUGACGUUAAAACCUCUUUUGUUGGAAGCCAAAAAAAUGAAUCAGCAGCCAACGUUUCUCGGUAUAAUAUGGCAGCCCAACCACAAGUGGUCAAAUCAACCCUUGACAAGGAAGAGAGUGCUUCCUUCCAUAGCUCAAAUUGGAAGAUGGAGUUUAAGGAUGCAACUGCUGCUGCUGAGGCGGCUGCUGAAUCCGCUGAAAGGGCUAGCAUGGCAGCUAGAGCUGCUGCCAAGUUAGCAAGCCGUGGGAAUGUUUCUAGACAAUCUUCAGGUGGAUCAUAUGAACAAUCAGCAUAUGUUGUCAAAAAUGGACGACCUCAGUCAAUGAAAAGCUCUCAUGUGGAGAGCAAUUACACUUCACAUUUAAAAGCCUCCAAGGAUGCUAGUCGAAAGGAUUCUCAUUCUGUGAACCCAAAGGCACCAGAUCUGCACAAGGAUGACUUGAUACAAACAAGCAAAUUAACUAAAGAGCAAACCUUAAAGAGUUAUACCACCUCUAGGGAAAAUCUGAUGUCAGAGAAGGCUCAGUUCAGUAGCUCGCCGAUUGUUAAUGUGCCAUCAGGGAAUAAUUUCCAUGAAGAUAAUGCCAAACCAUAUCAUUAUGCAGGGGAAAGCAUUUCAGAUCCAGGACCUGCAUUCAAUUUUGAUAAUAAUCCUGAUAAUGUUGAUGAUGAUGGCAGUAUGAACUAUGAACAUGGACCUAGCAUGUUUCCUUCUUCAUUGCAAUCUGCUACUGUUGAUGAUAAAAGUGAAGUUGAUUCUUCUGCUGUACAUUAUGAUGACGACAAUAGUGAUAAUGAUGAUCACUGGAGGCGAAGUGAGAGCAACUUGUUGGAUUCAUUUUUGCCGCAACAAAGUUAUGGAUCUUCUAGUCACUUGUCAAACAUGGAUUCUUGGAGCCAUAAGGAGAAUGAUGCUCGGAAUAGUGAAAUCACCUCACAGCCCGACAAAACUGAUCAUUCAGAAAAGAUAGAGAAGGAUGAACUUCACUCAUAUUCUGAUGGCAAUGUGCCACCAAAAUAUGACUCUGGUGAACCAAGUUCUGAGAGUGAUGAUGAGAUGGAGUAUCCAAUUUUUUUUGGACAUGUGCGAUCCAGAAAUUUCAUAGACACCAACAACAGCUCAAGUAAGGGUUUCCUAGCAGCACUACCUAGUCAUGGAGCGCAUCUCAUGGACGAUACUUUUGCACUUGAUGCAAGCAAGCAUCAACAAGAUGCUUUUCAUAAUGAGAAAAACCUUGAAGUGAAAAGAGGUUCUAAUGAUAAGGAUUGGAGAUCUGGUCUCAGUGUGCACCACCAAACUCGAAGUCUUGGCAAAUCUCAAUCUAAUGAUACAGGGAGAGGAUGGACAGAAGAAUCAGUGAAUGCUAAUUUAUCAGAUGAAGGAUAUGAAAGUGGAAUCUUGAACAUCCGCAGAUUGUCUAGUGGAGUCAGGAACAAAGGUUACACUCGUCCACCUAAUGUAGGGAACAUAAUUGUAGCUUCAUCCAGGGCAACAAUGGAUUCAGAUGAUAUUUCUCUCAAUGAUGAAGAAAUUACCAUCAGUACAUCUGAAUUUUCAACAAGUAUUGAAGUCACGACUGAGGAAAGAACAAGUGAAAUUUUGCAUACAGAUGCUUUCAGGACGAAAUUUAGAGCUUCAAGGACCAAUGUGAACACUAGCCUUGGUAGUGAAGAGCAGCUUGCAAAUAGGUCAUCAGAUGAUCCUGCAUCAACAGGAAGAUCAAUUUAUUCUCAGUCCAGAAGUUCUGAAAAUUUGAAUCAUCCAGUUCUCAAAACACAUCUCCAACAACAAGAACAGAAGGGGUACAAGGAAUCUAAUUUAAGAUCACCAGCGAAAACUAUAAGCAUAGAAAAGGGGGCAAAGCAAACUGAUACUGCCGAGGUUAGAGGGUCAAGAGGCAGUAUUCCAACCUCCAGAAAUCAGAAGUUAAACAUUUCCCCUUCCACACAGAAAUCAACUAACUCUGAAGUUGUAAAUCAGUGGAUCAACAGUCAGAAUUCGCAUGGGAGAGCAUAUUAUGACUCUAAUUUUGAUCACAAACAGGCAGAAGAGCCGGAGCCACAAGCUGCAUCUGUAAAAGGUAACAACAAUAUUGUUAAGCUUUCUCCAAGAACGAGGCCCACACCAUCAGUUACUAAAGAAGAUAAACUCCCAGACAUCUCAGAACCAGUGAAGGAGUCAAAGACCUCUCUACUAAAUUAUGCAAGUGAUUUUUCCUCUGCCAAAAUAAAACACUCCAGAGAUUUACAGGAUGAAAAGAGUUCCAAGCCUCAACAAUCAUACUCAUUCGUCCAAGAACCUUCAUUGAAACAGUCACAGACUGGACAGUCUGUGGUUAGGGAUCGUUCCGAGCGGUCUCAAGGUGAGUCGAGGCAGCCUUCCAUUAAAGAAAAUGAGAAAUCUUCUACGCCAAGUUCAGUUAUGAAAUCAACUUCACGUGAAUCCUCUUUCAACAAGUCUUCUCAUGUUCAUCCAAAGCUUCCCGAUUACGAUUUUAUUUCCGCUCACUUUCAGUCACUCAGAGCAAAUGUGCGCAAGUUUUGAUGUAGAGAGAUCAGUUCUCAUUUUCUUGUAGCACCACCAUGACAUUCAUGAUUGACUCAGUUGUGUUUUUUCCCCCACAAAACUGAAAAAAUGAUUGGUCCGAUCCCCUACUGAUGAAAUCCUCCUUGAAUCUAGGGAAACUCAUAGAACAGAUACCUGAGAUACGCCCAACCAUUUAAGGUACUUUUCAUUCAGAUCAAUCGUGCUUGUGUUUUGACUGAGAAAAAGAUACAAAACUGGUUAAUUCCUAACAGUCCUGAUACGGUUGACAAUGGAGGGGUCCAAGAGGAAAGGGUGAGAAAGGUCAAGGUCAUGUAACGGUCAAAAGUCAAGAGGACGUGGCGGUCAAUAGUCAAGGUGACUCGACAGUCAAUGGUCAAGCUGACGGGGCAGUCAGAGGCAAGCAUGUGGGGUAGUCAGAGGUCAGGCAGACUGGUUGAUCAAGGGGGCAAAAUAGUUGAAAGACGAAGGAAGACGACAGGCACCGGGCACAGGUCGGGAUCGACAGAGCUGUAUAGAGGCAACUCGGUCUGCAGGUCCGCAAUUCAAAGGCCCGGGAGUGCAAGUCACAAAUCACAGGUCGGACGCGGCAGAGCUAUAUAGAGGCAGCUCGGUCUGCAGGUCCGCAAUUCAAAGGCCCGGGAGUGCAAGUCACAAAUCACAGGUCGGACGCGGCAGAGCUAUAUAGAGGCAGCUCGGUCUGCAGGUCCGCAAUUCAAAGGCCCGGGAGUGCAAGUCACAAAUCACAGGUCGGACGCGGCAGAGCUAUAUAGAGGCAGCUCGGUCUGCAGGUCCGCAAUUCAAAGGCCCGGGAGUGCAAGUCACAAAUCACAGGUCGGACGCGGCAGAGCUGUGUAGAGACGGCUUGGUCUGCAGGUCUGCGAUUCGAAGGAUCGGAAGUGCAAGCCACGGUUGGUUUGCAGGACUGCGAUUCGAAGGUCCGGAAGUGUGAGUCACGAGUACAGAUCGGGAUCGGCAGAGCCGUUUAUAGAUGACUCGAUCUACAGGCCUGCGGUUGAGGGACAAGAAGUACAAAGCGCAGAGUAUAGAUCGGGAUCGGCAGAUCCGUUUAUAGAUGGCUUGAUCUACAGGCCUGCGGUCGAGGGACAAGAAGUACAAAGCGCAGGGUACAGACCGGGAUCGUCAAAGCUGUUCAGAGUCAGCCCAACUGGCAGGUGAUGCUUGGAGGUUGGAUCUGAGCGGAGGAUGCGGGGCCGAUGCAUGCCACAAUAGAUCGGAUGAGCUAAGCCGUGCGGGAGUCGGGGAAUCACAAUUGUCCGUCAAGGGGUAAUCACUACAUACCAGCGAUAUGUGCGGAGGCGGAGGUUUCUAGAGGAGAAGAUGCUUUCACAACCAAUAGCAGUCCGACAGGUGUCCCUCACUACAAGACAAAGCCCAUGUGUGAAGGCGGAGGUUCCUAAACAAGAAGAUGCUUUCACCACCAAUGGCAGCGCGACAAGUGUCCGGGACUACACGACAAAGCCCAGCGUCUAACGCUUU